This is a messenger RNA of Topomyia yanbarensis, 971 nucleotides long. Its product is annotated as MKRN2 opposite strand protein. The record is from RefSeq and is a predicted model, not a curated record. NCBI's taxonomy places the organism in Eukaryota, Metazoa, Arthropoda, Insecta, Diptera, Culicidae. The coding region runs from base 165 to 803 and encodes 212 amino acids. The transcript is spliced from 4 exons.
GUGUUGUGCUAUAGUCGUUUUUAAAAUAAUCCUACAUAUUAAAUUAGCCGUUAGUAGACAUGUAUAGAAAGUUUACUUAUGGACAAUAUUUAGUAUUAAUUUUGUAAACCAGUUGGUGAAAUUUACGAGAAGUGUAAAGUCUACUGUACUAGCUUUGGUAGAAGAUGUCUUCCGACGAAGAUCAGCAUGUGAUCUGUUUUAAACACUGUGAGAAAAAUGUGUUCGUUUUCAGUGUUCCCUCUCGAUGUCCGUUAUGCAAUCAACUCCUGGAGCACUGUAAGGCGAUAUUGCCCUUUGCUUUACCUAGCCCCUUCGUGAAUGCUACACAAGCACCCUGCUCCGUAGUGCUUCGACCAUCCAGGGGAGAUUUCCUGCGGGAUUUUAGAAAUCGCACUAAUUUGCACAUUGCGCUUACUGAUUCGAAAGGAUCCAUAGUGGAGUUCGAUACUCCUGGUCUUUUAUGCACCACUUCCAAGCACGUCGACAGGAGUCUAUGGGGACAGUGCCUGGUGAUCGCUGAUGUACCUGACUCGUGGUUUUGUCAUUGGGACAGCACUCUGUUACGGACGAUAGAAGACAAAGGCUGGAAUCGGAAGAGCUACGACGAAGAGAAAGUUAAUUGCUAUAGUUUUGUGCUCUUCUUUUUACGGUUAUUGAAGUUUGAACCGUUUAUGGUACUUGCCAAGGACAUGGAAACGUUCUCUAAGGAACUUGUGGUUCCAAAAACAACGCAUGCAGCUAAAUAUAUUACUAUCCAUAGAAACGUAACGAAAUUUGGCUUUUGGGUGGAACCCGACCGCUAAAUAAAAAAAGUAAGUUUAAUUUUGAGUAAGGUUUGGAAGAUAAUUAGUAUAUUUCGAGAUAUAUAGUUAAUACGUUUCCUGGUACAGAUGUUACUGUGAUCUAAUAUCUUUGUCGAUAUUUUUUUGUAAAUUCUGGGCUAUUAGAAUUAAAUAUUUUGAGAAAUAUUA